This is a messenger RNA of Ilyonectria robusta, 7280 nucleotides long. RefSeq names its product Sec63 Brl domain-containing protein. Lineage: Eukaryota; Fungi; Ascomycota; Sordariomycetes; Hypocreales; Nectriaceae. Gene Ontology annotation, molecular function: nucleic acid binding; ATP binding. The record is from RefSeq and is a predicted model, not a curated record. The transcript is spliced from 2 exons. Bases 204 to 6821 code for a protein of 2205 amino acids. Gene Ontology annotation, cellular component: nucleus.
AAAUCCUAGCGACGACCAACGAAAGCUAUUCAACGACUGCGCAUCAAUCGCAGAAGCCUGAGUCACCUAGGCAGCGACUCUGCAUCGAACAAAGUCGCGUCAGAGGAAAACUCAUGGUUAUUUAACGGUCGAGCUCCGCGAGCUUUGGUUGUCGAGAACAUCGACAUUCCCCAUCAAAACAGAGCUUCAUCACACCAGCCAAGAUGACGGACGCGAAUCGAGAUGUGUCGCAAUACAAGUACUCGGCCAUGUCGAACCUGGUCCUCCAGGCGGACCGUCGGUUUGUCACACGACGAACCGAUGAGUCCACUGGAGACCCAGAGUCGCUGGCCGGGCGUUUGAGUAUCAAGGACAUGGGCGCCAGAGUUGGUCGAGAGGACGCGCCUAAGCAGAAGAAACAACCUGGCCUUCCAGAUAUCCAACGAGGAAGUCUGAGGGAAGGAGAAGAUAUUCUGGCGCGAGAGCAACGGAGACGAAAGGCCGAGUCUCAGAUGAGGGGGACUGGCGUGCUCGGCGCGAACGACCUCCUGGUGGAAGGUAUCACCUAUCGACCCCGAACCGCCGCCACGCGAUCGACCUUCGACCUUAUCAUCACAAUCGUCGCAAAUAACCUGGGUGAUGUGCCCCACGAGGUUGUGCGCAGUGCUGCGGAUGCCGUGUUGGAGUACCUAAAGGACGACGACCUGAAGGACCUGGACAAGAAGAAAGAAAUCGACGAUAUCCUGGGCGUGACUAUGAACCCCAAGCAAUUCAAUGAAUUGGUAAACUUGGGAAAGAAGAUCACAGACUACGAUGCUCAGGAAGACGACGAGGAUGUUGCCAUGGGCGGCGGCGACGGCGAGGAUGCCGAAAUCGAUGAACGACAGGGUGUCGCCGUUGCCUUUGACGACGAAGACGAAGAUGAGGGCGACAACAUUGUCAAUGAAGUCCGUGACGAGUCAUCUGAAGACGAGGCGGACGAGGACGAAAUCGAGGACGGAGAGCCUAAAGAAGACGACGCUGCGGACGAAGACGACGAAAUGGUCUUGGACUCUGCACCAGCAGGAGGGAAGCAAAAAGACAAAGAUCAAAACGCCGUGCCGGCCCGAGAUAUUGAUGCUUUCUGGCUCCAGCGUCAGAUUGGUUCAUUUUAUCCCGAUGCCCACGAGCAAACGGAUAAGACAAAAGAGGCUCUUCGAAUCCUCUCAGGAGAGCCUGACGAAGCCGGUGGUGAGGAGAAGUCCCUGCGAGAAAUCGAGAACGAUCUCAUGGAACUGUUCGAUUUCGAGCACCACGAGCUCGUCCAAAAGCUCGUCGAGAACAGAGAAAAGGUCUUCUGGCUCACUAAGUUGGCACGGACCGAGACACCAGAGCAACGCACCGAAGUUGAGAGAGAGAUGGCUUCGGAAGGCCUACAACGAAUUCUUAACGAGUUGCAGGGCAAGACUGCAGGCGAGGACAAGAAGGGAAAGGCGGAUAUCAAGAUGGACAUUGAUGUCCCCGCCUCAUUUACAGAUGCCCCCAAGGCUGACCGAGCCGACGGUCAGCUUAUUGGAGGACUUCAACCUAAGAAACUCAUCAACCUCGAAAACCUUGUCUUCGACCAAGGAAACCAUCUCAUGACCAACCCCAAGGUCCGAUUACCUGAGGGGUCGACAAAGAGGACCUUCAAGGGAUACGAGGAGAUUCAUAUCCCCACACCCAAAAAGCGAAACGAGCCUGGCGAUGUCCUCAUGCCCAUUACCGACCUACCCGAAUGGGCGCGAGGCCCUUUCAGCUCUAACCAGUCCCUCAACAAGAUCCAAUCUAAGUGCUACCCAUCGGCCUUUGAAGACGACGGCAACUUGCUUGUCUGUGCCCCCACUGGUAGUGGAAAGACAAACGUUGGUAUGCUUACCAUUCUCCGAGAGAUUGGAAAGCACCGCAACCCUGAGACCGGUGAUAUUGACCUUGAUGCGUUCAAGAUCGUCUGUAUUGCCCCUCUCAAGGCGCUUGUCCAGGAACAGGUUGGAAACUUGGGAAAGAGACUUGAAUCCUUCGGAAUUCGGGUUUCUGAAUUGACUGGUGAUCGCCAGCUCACGAAGCAGCAAAUCGCCGAGACGCAGAUCAUUGUGACCACUCCUGAGAAAUGGGAUGUCAUCACCAGAAAGUCAAAUGAUCUGACUUACACCAAUUUGGUGCGUCUGAUCAUCAUUGACGAAAUCCACUUGCUUCACGAUGAUCGUGGCCCUGUCCUGGAAAGCAUUGUAAGCAGAACCAUUCGCAAGACUGAGCAGACCGGUGAACCAGUACGUAUCCUUGGUCUGUCUGCAACUCUGCCAAACUACCGAGAUGUUGCCAGCUUCCUUCGAGUGGACAUGAAGAAGGGACUCUUCCAUUUCGAUGGCUCAUAUCGACCCUGCCCCUUGCGACAGGAGUUUGUCGGAGUCACCGAUCGCAAGGCAAUCAAGCAACUCAAGACAAUGAACGAUGUGACCUACAACAAGGUUAUUGAGCACGUCGGCACCAACCGAAACCAGAUGCUCAUUUUUGUCCACUCCCGAAAGGAAACUGCCAAGACUGCCCGGUACAUUCGAGACAAGGCCCUCGAGAUGGACACAAUCAACCAGAUCCUUCGACACGAUGCCGGUAGUCGCGAAGUCCUCAAAGAAGCCGGAGAACAGGCUACAGACGCCGACCUCAAGGACAUCCUGCCUUACGGAUUUGGUAUCCAUCACGCCGGUAUGAGCAGAAUCGACAGGACCGACGUCGAGGAUCUCUUUGCUCGCGGAGCUAUUCAGGUUUUGGUCUGUACUGCGACGCUGGCUUGGGGUGUUAACUUGCCUGCGCACACGGUCAUUAUCAAGGGAACACAGGUGUACUCUCCUGAGAAGGGUAGCUGGGUUGAGCUCAGCCCUCAGGACGUAUUGCAGAUGCUUGGUCGUGCAGGUAGACCUCAGUACGAUACGUACGGUGAGGGUAUUAUCAUUACGACGCAGAGCGAGAUGCAAUACUAUCUGUCGCUUCUGAACCAGCAGCUGCCUAUCGAAAGUCAGUUUGUUAGCAAACUGGUUGACAAUCUCAAUGCUGAGAUUGUCCUUGGCAAUGUCAGAACGCGCGACGAGGGUGUCGAGUGGCUGGGAUACACUUACCUUUUCGUUCGAAUGCUUCGCUCGCCUGGCUUGUAUCAAGUUGGCGCGGAGUAUGAAGAGGAUGAAGCCUUGGAGCAAAAGCGAGUUGACUUGAUUCAUUCUGCUGCAAUGUCCUUGAGGAAGUCCAACCUCGUCAAGUACGACGAGAAGACCGGCAAGCUACAAUCAACGGAGUUGGGCCGCAUCGCCUCCCAUUACUACAUCACUCAUGGUUCUAUGGACACGUAUAACAACUUGAUCCAGCCCAGCAUCACGACCAUUGAGCUUUUUAGAGUCUUCUCCCUCAGCGCCGAGUUCAAGUACAUCCCUGUUCGACAAGACGAGAAGCUAGAACUUGCCAAACUCCUGGGACGAGUCCCUAUCCCGGUUAAAGAGAGUAUCGAGGAGUCUCAUGCCAAGAUUAAUGUCCUCCUUCAGGCAUACAUCUCACGUCUCAAGCUUGACGGUCUCGCCCUGAUGGCAGAUAUGGUGUAUGUAACACAAUCUGCUGGUCGAAUCUUGCGAGCCAUCUUCGAGAUUGCUUUAAAGAAGGGCUGGGCCUCUGUCGCAAAGACGGCUCUGGAUCUUUGCAAAAUGGCCGAGAAGCGCAUGUGGCCGACCAUGUCUCCGCUGCGUCAGUUCCCUACGUGCCCGAGAGAGAUCGUGCAGAAGGCUGAGAGAGUCGAGGUGGCAUGGAGCAGCUACUUCGACCUUGACCCUCCCCGCAUGGGCGAAUUGCUCGGAAUGCCGAAAGCAGGCCGAACUGUCUGUGGACUGGUUUCCAAGUUCCCCCGAGUAGAUGUGCAGACUCAGGUACAACCUAUGACUCGAUCGAUGCUUCGUGUCGAACUAAGCAUCACCCCUAACUUUGAGUGGGACGAUGCCAUCCACGGUGCUGCCGAGAAUUUCUGGAUCUUGGUCGAGGAUUGUGACGGCGAAGAUAUCCUCUACCACGACACAUUCCUGUUGCGCAAGGACUAUGCUGAAUCUGAGUCGAACGAGCAUAUUGUUGAUUUCACAGUCCCCAUCACCGACCCAAUGCCACCAAACUACUUCGUUUCUGUCAUUUCGGACCGGUGGAUGCAUUCCGAGACAAGACUGGCUGUUGCGUUCCAUAAACUUAUUCUCCCCGAGAAGUUCCCUCCUCACACCGAGCUCCUCGAACUCCAGCCUCUGCCAAUUUCUGCUCUCAAGGCCUCCAGCUAUGUUGACCUGUAUCCCGACUGGAAGCAGUUCAACAGGAUCCAGACCCAGACCUUCAACUCUCUCUACAAGACCGACCAAAACGUCUUUGUCGGAGCUCCUACAGGUAGCGGAAAGACUGUCUGCGCCGAAUUUGCCCUUCUCCGCCACUGGACGCAAGGUGAUUCUGGCCGAGCAGUCUAUAUCGCGCCCUUCCAGGAGCUUGUUGACUCCCGUCUUCAAGAUUGGCAGAAGCGACUGAGCCAUCUGGGUGGCGGCAAAGAGAUUGUGAAGUUGACUGGCGAGACCGCUACCGAUCUGAAACUCUUGGAGAAGGGUGAUCUUAUCCUGGCAACUCCCACCCAGUGGGAUGUUCUGUCUCGACAGUGGAAGCGCCGCAAAAAUGUUCAGUCGGUGGAGCUCUUCAUUGCUGACGAGAUUCAUUUGCUCGGAGGCUCCCAGGGUUACGUGUAUGAGACUAUUGUAUCUCGUAUGCACUACAUCCGAUCCCAGACCGAGUUGCCCAUGCGUAUUGUGGCCCUCAGUGUGUCGCUGGCAAAUGCUCGUGAUAUCGGCGAGUGGAUUGACGCAAAGAAGCACGAUAUCUACAACUUCAGUCCUCAUGUUCGACCAGUGCCACUCGAGCUUCACGUCCAGUCAUUCUCUAACCCUCACUUCCCAUCCUUGAUGCUGGCAAUGGCUAAGCCGACCUACUUAGCUAUUACCCAGAUGUCCCCUGACAAGCCUGCCAUGAUCUUCGUGCCCACCCGCAAGCAAACUCGAGGAACUGCACGGGAUCUACUGGCAGCAUGUGUUACGGACGAUGACGAGGAUCGCUUCCUUCACGCCGAUGUGGAACAAAUGAAGCCGCUGCUUGAUCGCAUUCACGAGGAGGCCCUUGCCGAGGCCCUCUCCCACGGCAUUGGUUACUACCAUGAAGCCCUCAGCCAGAGCGACAGGCGAAUCGUCAAGCAUCUCUACGAUAACGGCGCUAUCCAAGUGCUCGUGGCUUCCCGAGAUGUUUGCUGGGAGCUUAACAGCACCGCCCACCUUGUCAUUGUCAUGGGCACGCAAUACUUUGAGGGUCGCGAGCAUCGAUACGUGGACUACCCCCUCAGCGAGGUCUUGCACAUGUUUGGCAAGGCCCUUCGCCCCUCGAGAGACGGACGUGGCCGAGGUGUUCUCAUGCUUCCUCAAGUCAAGCGUGAGUACUACAAGAAGUUCCUCAACGAGGCUCUGCCGGUCGAAUCGCAUCUGCACAACUAUCUGCACGAUGCUUUCGUUACGGAGAUUAGCACUAAGAUGAUUGAGUCCGGUGACGAUGCUAUCAACUGGACGACCUUCACCUACUUCUACCGACGACUGCUCGCAAACCCUAGCUACUACAACUUGACAAGCACAACGCAUGAUGGCCUAAGCAACUACAUGUCUGACCUGGUGGAGACCACCCUCCGUGAGCUGAGCGAGUCCAAGAUUAUCGAUUUCGAUGAGGAAGAUGGCUCCGUGUCGCCUCAGAACGCUGCAAUGAUUGCUGCGUACUAUAAUAUCUCGUACAUCACGAUGCAAACCUUCCUGCUUUCACUCAGUACUCGGACAAAGCUUAAGGGUAUCAUGGAAAUUGUUACCUCGGCGACUGAGUUCGAGACGAUCCAGAUCCGGCGCCACGAGGACGGCCUCUUGCGGCGCAUCUAUGACCGUGUCCCCGUCAAGAUGUCUCAACCCGUCUAUGACUCUCCUCACUUUAAGGCUUUUGUGCUGCUGCAGGCGCACUUUUCGCGCAUGCAGCUGCCUAUCGAUCUUGCCAAGGAUCAGGAAAUCCUUCUUUCUCGAGCCCUGAGCCUCCUCAGCUCUAUGGUUGAUAUUCUCUCGUCUGACGGACAUCUCAACGCCAUGAGUGCUAUGGAGAUGUCGCAAAUGAUUGUUCAGGCCAUGUGGGAUCGGGAUAGUCCGCUCAAGCAGAUUCCCCAUUUCACGCCGGAGGUUGUCAAGGUUGCUAAUGAUUUUGGAAUCAAGGACAUCUUCGACUUCAUGGAAGCCAUGAACCCGGAGGAGAACGCCGAUUACAACGAGCUUGUGAAACGACUCGGGUUGUCUCAGAGCCAGCUGGGCCAGGCAGCCAACUUCACAAACGACAAGUACCCUGACCUGGAACUUGAGCAUGAGGUUUUGGAUGAGGAUGAAAUUAGAGCCGGUGAGCCGGCAUACCUGAACAUCAAGGUCGCACGCAACCUUGACGAAGACGAGGAUGGGGAGCACGAUUCUACCGUGCACGCGCCAUUCUACCCGACGAAGAAGAUGGAGAACUGGUGGUUGGUCGUGGGCGACGAGCAGACGAAGAACCUCUUGGCUAUCAAGCGCGUGACGAUCGGGCGUGAACUGAACGUUCGCCUCGAGUACACUGUGCCGACGCCAGGUGAGCACAAGCUGAAGCUAUUCCUAAUGAGUGAUAGUUAUGUGGGAGUCGAUCAAGAACGGGAGUUCUCAGUGACGGCAGCCGAAGGCAUGGAUGUUGACGACGAUGAGGAGGAUGAGGACGAGGACGAGGAGUAGGGGCCGAAAAGAGCUCUCCUGCUGCCACUCCUUGCGAAGGAGGGCUGUGUACACUACUACAGACUACGAACGCGAAUAGAGUGAAUUUGUCGAAGCCAUCAGUUGGAACUGCAACGCAGAGCAUUCAGUGUGAUGGAGAUCUACUCUUUGGACAAGGUUAUUCGGAUACAACUACGGUUGUGCGGACGCGGAGUCGUGCAACAACAGUUGUGAGGCGCGAGGGGUCAAGCGGCCUGACCGACAACAUCGCUGACGCGCUAAGGCAGUGCAGCACCUAUAAGCUGCCCAACAACACCACAUCGCCAAGGGACAGGCCGAAAAGAUGGCCAUCUAAAACGCCGCAGACGCGUCUCGCUGGAUGCCUUGAAUUUACCGUGUCGAGUCAGAUUGGGCCGCGCAGGGUCUUACGUGCUGUGUGUGCUCACGGCGGCCGAUGACGCCGCCCGCUCUGAGCUAUAU